This is a messenger RNA of Closterium sp. Naga37s-1, 2784 nucleotides long. The record is from the annotation of a GenBank genome assembly. Lineage: Eukaryota; Viridiplantae; Streptophyta; Zygnematophyceae; Desmidiales; Closteriaceae.
AUGACGAGCCGUCGCCGUGACAUGCGGCAGCACCUGACUUUCCUGCUAUGCCUCCUUAUCCUUUGCCAUGCGGCAUCCACGUGUCGAGCGUGUCUUCCGCCUAUGUUCUCGGCAGCAGCAGACGGCUCCCCUCCGAACCCUAAUUGGGAGGUCGACUUCGACUGGCUGAGCAACGAGAACCAAAUCGCCAUGGCGCGAUUCGCCGUCGCACAGCACAACGCCGCCAAGCGGAACGAGAGCACGGCGAGCACAGUCACUCCCUUCCGUUCAUUCUUGAGCGCUUUCCCCUUUUCUUCUUCCCUUCUCCCCUUCUCCCCGUCCCCCCUUCUCCCCGUCUCCCCUUCUCCCCGUCUCCCCUUCUCCGUGUCUCUCGCCUCUCCACACCAGAACGACAGCCUACAGCCAGUCGGAGUUCUCUAUGUGGACCGACCAGACAUUGCCAGCACAGGCAACGGCAGCACAGGUGGGGAGGAGUACCGCGUGCACGUGGUGCCGGUGACUCCCCCUCCGUGUGGCGAUGAGUUGACUUUCGUUGACUCCUCAGAUGUGGACGUGCAGCGCGUGGCACCAGAGGCGGUGGCGAGUGCGAGUGAGAGGCAGGGCAGCGCGCUGCUGCUGAUUUCGGUGCUGGAGGCACGGUUGAUGAUACCGGGGUACAGAGACAACACGCUCACACUGCUGGCAGCAGAUAACACCACCCGCAUGGUGGCACACUAUGCCACGCACGCACUAGAUCUAGGGCUGACGAACAACAGCAACGCCACGCCUGAUACUUCACAAAGAGGGAAUGCGAGUGGGAGGAGUGUGGUGAAUGUGACGUGGUUUGCGGUGGUGCCGGGGACGCAGCGGAAUGCAACAGCGGGGGAGAUGGGCGUGGCGGCAGCAGGGGGGUGUGGAGCAGUGGGCGUGGCGGCAGCAGGGGGGUGUGGAGCAGUGGGGCUGGCGGCAGCAGGGGGGUGUGGAGCAGUGGGGGUGGCGGCAGCAGGGGGGUGUGGAGCAGUGGGGGUGGCGGCAGCAGGGGGGUGUGGAGCAGUGGGGGUGGCGGCAGCAGGGGGGUGUGGAGCAGUGGGGGUGGCGGCAGCAGGGGGGUGUGGAGCAGUGGGGGUGGCGGCAGCAGGGGGGUGUGGAGCAGUGGGGGUGGCGGCAGCAGGGGGGUGUGGAGCAGUGGGGGUGGCGGCAGCAGGGGGGUGUGGAGCAGUGGGGGUGGCGGCAGCAGGGGGGUGUGGAGCAGUGGGGGUGGCGGCAGCAGGGGGGUGUGGAGCAGUGGGGGUGGCGGCAGCAGGGGGGUGUGGAGCAGUGGGGGUGGCGGCAGCAGGGGGGUGUGGAGCAGUGGGGGUGGCGGCAGCAGGGGGGUGUGGAGCAGUGGGGGUGGCGGCAGCAGGGGGGUGUGGAGCAGUGGGGGUGGCGGCAGCAGGGGGGUGUGGAGCAGUGGGGGUGGCGGCAGCAGGGGGGUGUGGAGCAGUGGGGGUGGCGGCAGCAGGGGGGUGUGGAGCAGUGGGGGUGGCGGCAGCAGGGGGGUGUGGAGCAGUGGGGGUGGCGGCAGCAGGGGGGUGUGGAGCAGUGGGGGUGGCGGCAGCAGGGGGGUGUGGAGCAGUGGGGGUGGCGGCAGCAGGGGGGUGUGGAGCAGUGGGCGUGGCGGCAGCAGGGGGGUGUGGAGCAGUGGGGGUGGCGGCAGCAGGGGGGUGUGGAGCAGUGGGGGUGGCGGCAGCAGGGGGGUGUGGAGCAGUGGGGGUGGCGGCAGCAGGGGGGUGUGGAGCAGUGGGGGUGGCGGCAGCAGGGGGGUGUGGAGCAGUGGGGGUGGCGGCAGCAGGGGGGAUGUGGAGCAGUGGGGGUGGCGGCAGCAGGGGGGUGUGGAGCAGUGGGGGUGGCGGCAGCAGGGGGGUGUGGAGCAGUGGGGGUGGCGGCAGCAGGGGGGUGUGGAGCAGUGGGCGUGGCGGCAGCAGGGGGGUGUGGAGCAGUGGGGGUGGCGGCAGCAGGGGGGUGUGGAGCAGUGGGGGUGGCGGCAGUGUGUUCACCAGCAGCAACAGCGGGGGAGGUGGGCGUGGCAGCAGCAGGGGGGUGUGCCGGGAGGAAUGCGAGCAGCAGCAGCGCUGGUGGCGGCGUGCGUUCAACAGCAGCAGCAGCAGAACCAACAGCAUUAGCAGCAGUGGCAUUUUGGAGUGGGACUUGGCACGGGCCAUGGCAGGGGUGUGUGUGGAUGAGGGGUGGGUGCUCAUCCCUGCUGCCGCCACUGCUGACAAUUCAGCCACUCCCAUUGCCUCCUAUAGUGCCUCCUCCACUGCCUCCUCCAAUGCCUCUUUUAAUGCCUCCACGACCCCCCCCUAUACCGACGCCUACAAUGGCUUCUCCAUGCGCUCCCUCACUCUCUUCUCCAUGCGCUCCCUCACUCUCUUCUCCAUGCGCUCCCUCACUCUCUUCUCCAUGCGCUCCCUCACUCUCUUCUCCAUGCGCUCCCUCACUCUCUUCUCCAUGCGCUCCCUCACUCUCUUCUCCAUGCGCUCCCUCACUCUCUUCUCCAUGCGCUCCCUCACUCUCUUCGCUCUGGACCAACUCAAUCGGAACAACAGCCUCCCCUCCAAUGUGACUCUGCUGGAUGUGCUUGUAGCGUGGGCGAAUGUGGUGGAGGGGGCAGGGAACAACUACAGCGUGACUGUAACAGCAGCGGUGGCUUUCCGCCUCGUUGACGUCUUUCUGCUGGAUGCGGGAGGUGGUGAGGGGGGGAGUGUGAAGCAGGAGGGCUUCUGGCUUAUUGACUGUGCUUACCCCCCACCUCCGGGGUAUUGA